Messenger RNA from Drosophila mauritiana, 587 nucleotides. RefSeq names its product neuropeptide-like 3. The record is from RefSeq and is a predicted model, not a curated record. The coding region runs from base 79 to 432 and encodes 117 amino acids. NCBI's taxonomy places the organism in Eukaryota, Metazoa, Arthropoda, Insecta, Diptera, Drosophilidae. The transcript has 2 exons.
CGGCGAGGCGUCAACACAGACCAACAGUUCAGUAGUUCAGCCAAUAGCUAGCGCACCAGGAUCGCAAGGAUUAGCAAAAUGUACAAGUUGGUGGUGUUCUUCGCUCUGCUCGCCGUCGUGGCUGCCCGUCCGGGCUACCUGGAGUCUGGUCCACUGCUCCACAGCUAUGCCGCUCCUGCCAUCAUCCAUGAACCGGCUCUGGCCAAGGUGGGCGCCAUCAUCAAGACCGUGCCCAGUGCCGUCUCCCACCAGAGCAUCAGCCAGGUGCACAGCUCGGCCCACAUCAUCCAGCCGAUUGUGGCUCCGGUGGUGAAGACCUAUGCCGCUCCCAUCAUCAAGACUUAUGCGGCUCCUGCCCUCCACACCACACUCCUCUCGUCUCCGUGGGCCGGACAUGGUUGGGCUGGCCAUGGCUGGGCUCCGUCCUGGUAAAUGUGAUGGAGGUUCCUGGAUGGCAUUGCGUGGGCUAGCAACUUUGGCUUACCCUCACCCCGAUCCCAUGCUUAAACUCUCAACCCUGCUGUUUUGUUUUUCUUCUUUCACAUUUCGACUGAUGUAAAUAAAUCCAUGUUUCAUGCUCAAAAUAA